UCUUCAAAUAGUGCUACUGUUGUUCUUCAACUUCUAUAUCAUCUCUCUCUUCCAUCCCUUCACUAGCCAACACACUAACUUGUCUCUCCAAUUAUGAAUCUUAGCUUAGGAUCCGAGGAAUUCUCAUAGCAAGGCGAAGAUACAACUGAUAAUUCGCAACGAGAAAUCUAACUCUGGUAGCUUGACAUGGCCAAAGGAGUUCGUCAAACCUUUCCAAAAAGCCUCACGUUCAUGUGCCUCGUCAUGCUUGUGUUCAAUCUUCGCUGCUCACAGUCACAUGGAGAUCAACAAGAACAAGAACUUCAGCUUCUGCUAUCCUUCAAAGCUUCCACCAAGGACCCACGUCUGUCUCUUUCGAACUGGCUCAAUUCUUCAACCACCUUCUGUAACUGGUACGGCCUCACCUGCGACCACAGCUCUUCUCACCUUAACUCCAUCCAACUCGCAGGUAAAAACAUGUCCGGCACGAUUUCCUCGUCCAUAUUUCAGCUCCCAAAUGUUAAUAAUAUUGACCUCUCCAGCAAUAAGUUCGCUGGGGAAAUUUCUUCCUCGUCGUUCCCUUCGUCUCCCUCGUCACUUCGUUACCUUAAUCUCAGCAACAACAACCUAACGGGCUCGUUGCCUCAGUUUUUAUUUUCUGUGUCGUUUUCCCGCCUGGAAUCCUUGGAUCUUUCAAACAACAUGUUUUCCGGGAUGAUUCCACAUCAGGUUGGUCUUCUUUCCAGUCUAAAAUAUCUUGAUGUCGGAGGGAACGUUCUGGUGGGAGGAAUUCCAAAUUCCAUCACCAACAUCACAGGUUUAGAAUACUUAACAUUGGCUUCGAACCAGUUGGUGGGUGAAAUCCCGCGUGACAUAGGUGUAAUGAAGAGCUUGAAGUGGAUUUACAUGGGUUACAACAAUCUCUCCGGUGAAAUCCCGAAGAGCAUAGGGAACUUACUGUCUCUGCAUCAUCUCGACCUUGUUUACAACAAUCUCACGGGAUUCAUUCCCGAGUCCCUUGGAAACCUCACCAAUCUUGAGUUUCUGUUCCUCUACAGAAACAACCUCAUGGGCCCGAUCCCCCCUUCCAUUUUCGACCUGAAAAAGCUUGUUUCGCUUGAUCUCAGUGAUAAUUCUCUAUGGGGAGAGAUUUCUGAACUUGUGAUUAAUCUUCAGAGACUGGAGAUCCUUCAGCUUUUCUCAAACAACUUUACCGGAAAGAUUCCGAGGGCUUUGACAGCUUUACCUCGGCUUCAAGUUCUUCAACUGUGGUCCAACAGAUUAACGGGCGAGAUUCCAAAAGAGCUGGGAAUGCAUAGCAACCUCACUGUUUUAGACCUUUCCACCAACCACCUUUCCGGAGAGAUCCCACAUCGCUUAUGUGACUCGAGCAAUCUUUACAAGCUUAUUCUUUUCUCCAACUCUCUUGAAGGACAAAUCCCACACAGUUUGAGCGCUUGUACAAGCCUACGCCGAGUACGCCUCCAGAACAACAAGCUAUCCGGCCAAUUACCCCCGGAAUUCACCAAACUGCCAGAGGUAUACUUGUUAGACAUGUCUGGCAAUAAACUUUCCGGGAGGAUUGAUGAUCGGAAGUGGGACAUGCCGGCGCUUCAGUUGCUGAAUUUGGCUAAAAACAAUUUCUCUGGAGAGUUACCCACCUCUUUCGGGAGUAAUGAACUGGAGAACCUGGACUUAUCGGAGAACCAGUUUUCUGGUUAUAUUCCACCUGGUGUGGGAAACUUAUCGGAGCUCGUGCAGUUGAAACUUAACAGAAACAAGCUGUCCGGUAACAUCCCAAAUGAACUUUGUUCGUGCAAGAAGCUUGUGUCUUUAGACCUCAGUCACAAUCAGCUUAGCGGGCAAAUACCGAUUAGUCUGGGAGAGAUGCCAGUUCUAGGGAUGCUUGAUCUGUCUGAAAACCAAUUGUGGGGUGAAAUUCCUGAAAAUUUAGGAAGCGCCGAAUCCCUCGUAGAACUCAACAUAUCCUACAACCAUUUUCACGGGAGGUUACCGUCCACAGGAGCUUUCCUUGCCAUCAAUAGCAGUGGCGUCGCUGGGAACGACCUUUGUGAUAGUGAUAUUGACAGUAGAAGCGGUUUGCCACCCUGCACCAAAAGAGAUGAUAAUAAGAAUCCAAUUUGGUGGUUUUUUCUGUUUGGGCUUGUAGGGUUCCCGCUUGUUGCUUUUCUCAUUGUCUUCAUACGCAGAAGACAGAACUCGGAGAUAACCACAAGGGCUGAAAAUGAAGACGGCACAUGGGAAAUGCGCUACUUUGACUCCAAGGCUUCAAAACUCAUCACCAUCCACGACGUAUUAUCUUCUGCAAAAGAAGGAGUUAUGAUCCCUAAAGGACGAAAAGAGACAAUCCAGUUCGAGGUGAAAGAGAUGAGCGACCUGAAUUGCUUUUCCGAAGACAUUGGUAAGCUUCGGCAUCCAAACAUCGUGAAGUUGAAGGGAAUAUGCAGGUGUGGGAAAGGUGGUUACUUGGUGUAUGAAUACGUGGAGGGAAAAUAUUUAAGCGAUGUCCUUGGGAGUUUAAGCUGGGAACGACGACGGAAUAUUGCACUUGGAAUUGCAAAAGCACUGAAGUAUUUGCAUGCUCAUGAUUCGCCGUUUGCUUUGGUCGGUGAGAUGUCACCGGAGAGAGUUCUGGUGGACGCAAAAGAUGUUCCUCGUCUCAUGUUGAGCCCUCUCAAGCCUUCCAUUUCUUCACCAUACGUUGCUCCUGAAUCGCGAAAUGGGAAGGAGGUGACAGAGAAGAGUGACAUAUACGGAGUCGGGGUGAUUCUGAUAGAAUUAUUGACGGGAAGAAGUUCAGUGGACGAAGAAGCGGGCAUGCAGCACGAGAGCAUAGUGGAAUGGGCCCGUUAUUGUUAUUCGGACUGUCAUCUGGAUACAUGGGUCGACCCGAUCAUGAAGGGCGGGAUUGCAUCAUCAGCUCAAAACGGCAUCGUUGAGGUCCUGAACCUGGCCCUCCAGUGCACAGCCACCGACCCCACAGCUAGGCCGAGCGCAAGCCACGUGUUCAAAACCUUAAACGCUGUGACAGCUUCCCCAUCGCCCUGUGUUUAACCUCCAUCCUCACCCUUCACAAGAAAUAUAUAUUUUGUUUGUGAUGUUACUCUUUGUUUUUUCCUUUUUUACUUGUUUUCGAUGAUGGAUUUUAACCUUUCUUUUUUUUGGUUAGUUUGAUGAAAGUUGUAGCUUCCCACAACUAAAAUGUUGAGCAACCAAGGGAUUGCUAGGAAGAUGUUUUUCUUUUCUAAAUUUGGGAUUCAAUGCUGAACUAGUGUAAAUCAUAAUAACAAUAUAAUAUCAUAAUUAUAUUGUCUCUGUUUAUUUUA
Messenger RNA from Neltuma alba, 3326 nucleotides. Its product is annotated as probably inactive leucine-rich repeat receptor-like protein kinase At2g25790. Gene Ontology annotation, molecular function: ATP binding; protein kinase activity; protein binding. Gene Ontology annotation, biological process: protein phosphorylation. The transcript is spliced from 3 exons. NCBI's taxonomy places the organism in Eukaryota, Viridiplantae, Streptophyta, Magnoliopsida, Fabales, Fabaceae. The coding region runs from base 187 to 3054 and encodes 955 amino acids. The record is from RefSeq and is a predicted model, not a curated record.